AUGUCCACUAGCUGUCAGCAUUACAUAAGACGUUGCUCCUUACUGGUAAGUUUCUCUGAUUCUUAUUUUAUGUCGCAUAUACUCGAAAAAAACGUGAACAGAUUUAGUGCACUACAAUAAACAAUAAUUCACUUAGCUGAAGAAGCGUUGGAUUAGUUUAGCUCUAAUACCACACAAGAUACUGGCGUCAUCUUGGAGGAUUAAGUCAUUUUGUAACUCAAUUAUUUUUACUUGUUUGCCUUACUUCGAUUUGAUAAGGCGUACAGUGUAUAUAAAGCUUAGUUGAAACAUGGAAGCAUUGCAAAAACUGGCGCAACCUCACCUGGUCUUUUAGGUUUUUCUUGAUUCUCGUGUGUGUGAGAGGGAAAGCGAGGCGCGAAUUCAAGAAAAAAAACUGUAAGACCAGGGUAGCAAAACCUACAAAGUACGUGUAUUUAACUCUAGAUCUCACGUGAAGUUCUCCAUACAUCUACAUUGCUCCUUGGUUUCAGACCAAGUUCUUUAAAGGGCUAAUUAGACUUUUUGAAGAGAUCUCUACUGGUUGUUUCAGGUCACAAGCAAAAUAUAUAUAACAUUCACAACCGAUCUGUUUGGGCUUUUUGGUAAAUGUAGCUUGCCUUUGGCUCACCAUGGUAACUGCCCACACAGAUCAGCUUCACAUGGUGUUUUGAGUACUUUAAAGUGUGGUUGUUUCAAGCUGUAUCUGAUUGUCUUCUUUUAUUUUGUGUGAUCACUUGAGUCUUGUUCAAAAUGGAAAUAGUUAAACCCCAGCUUUUAUUUAACCACUUGACUGAUCUAACUAAAAGUAAUUUCUUAGAGUACAAUUCUUAAUUUCAGGUGAGCACAUUACUCUGCUAUACUGGGUGUUAAUAAACAAACAACAGUUCAAAGUUCAUCCUACUGUAGCAUUUAGCUUGCAUUGUGUGAUUGGUCUUCAAAGUACUAUGUUCCUGUAUUAUUUUGUAGGUCACCUUAGAAAUUUUUGUUUAUUAAACAAGGGUCUCUUGUAUGAUUUGUGUCCAUAGGCACCAUGCUGUGUUAAAUACUACAGCUGCAGAUUGUGUCAUAAUGACAAAGAAGAUCAUGAGUUAGACAGAAAGACUGUUCAGCAAAUUAAAUGCCUUCAAUGUGGCAGUUGUCAAACAGUAAGUUGUAGCCUCUAGAAUAAUGUGACUGCAGGGUUUGCAAAUAUUUAUUAUUAUUUAUAUAUUUAUUGAUGGGUGAGGUCAGUGUGACUGCUUCUUCACAAAUUUUGGAGUCAUUAUGGAAUAAUUGGAGUCACGUAACACAACGGUUCUUUACUUAGUCUUUUUUAUGAGGAUGCCAUUCCAAUGCAUGGUUCUGGCACAUGUACAGUGUACACUAUUAUGAUGGCAACAUAGAGUAGCUAAACAGCCUCAUGUGAAAGUCCGUUGACCUGGAAAAGCUAGAAUCCAUCAUGAUGAUCGUCAUUUGAGUGGUCUUUAUUUUAAUUUAGCCUCUAGGUAUACAUGUCGUUGUUCAAUUUUAUCCUUGGUUUAAUUUUUAUUUUCCUUUGUUCUAAACUCAUUAUCGUACAUUACAUACCCCAAAGCAAAGGAAAAUAAAAAUUAAACCAAGGAUAAAAUUGAACCACAACAUACACACAUGAAUAAUCCUUAAAUUGGUCUGGUUAAAUCAGGGUUGUAACGUUUGCAGUUAAUGUAGAUUGUAUUUGUUUUGAAAAAGGUAAGGAAAAAACUAUUUUGCAACCAAAAAUUUGUGGAGUCAAAGAGACUCCCUCUGUAACCUCGGUGGAGUCAUCUUGAAAAUUUUGGAAUAAAGUACGCCAAAUUUGGCAUAUUUGUGAACCCUGUGACUGAAUAUAUGAGUGCCUGAUCUUGUAAAAAAUGCUGAUGAUCUCAUUUUAGUAUGCUUUAUUAGGGACAGAUCAUACAGAAAUAUCAAGCAAGACUGUAGUAUUUCCUGGUAAAGGGCAGGCAUGCAAUUACGCUGAUCAAAAAUAGCACUACAUUUGAAAUUCAAAAUUGGUGAAAAUUUUGUUGUUUCAAAGUGCACAUGUUUCAGCUCAAAAUUAAAUUGAGGUGAAAAUUUUUUAACCUACAAUCAUCGUCAAAAAUGUUGGGAAGGUUACCAAUUUUUACCUUUUUUGUACUUGUCCCCCCACCCCACCCCUGGAUCAAUGUUGGACAAAACUAAAUUGUUUUUGUGCGUAAUUGUUGUUACAUGUCUCAACAUUGAAUAGGAGGCGUGGGGGGUAUUCAGGAGAAGAACAAAUAAUCUUUUUUGAACAUAGACAUAAGGCGUAUGAAAUGGAGAAAUAAUGUUGUUAAGUUAUUCCACCUUCCCAACUACUUUUGUCUGUGAUUGUAGGUUGUUUCUCAAUUUCCCUUGUCUCCUAGCCAUGAUUAUUCAGGAAUUAGGGCUAGGAGACAAAGAAAUGAGAAUUAAACUAGUUUAAGAAAUUUUACCUGAAUUUAUAAAUUUUGACCUGUUUAUACAUAAACAUGCCUCACACUAGUCAGUUUUGUUUUCAACCCAAAGAUUACAGUAGGUAAAGGAUUAGCCAUAGACAGAACAGGAACAAUAUUAUUUUAUUAACUGAUGAUAUUGAUGACCUCAUUGUUUUGUCUUGAAAUGUAACUAACUGGAUAAUGCUGUUGUUGACUGGUAUUUUGUAUUUCUUGUACAUAAUUUACUAAUUUAAGUGCUUAACUUCUUUUAUGAAUUCAGGUAGCAUCUCAUUGCAAAGAUUGUGGUAUAAAGUUUGGUCGAUAUUUCUGUAUGAUCUGUCGAUUGUAUGAUGAUCAAGAAAAGGGACAGUUUCAUUGCAAUGGUUGUGGAAUUUGCAGGUGUUGUGAUUAUGUGCACUGUUAUUCAGCAGUAUUUGUUGAAUCCACUUUUAUCAUAAGCUAUACAUUCAAUAAUAAAAAGGUUACAAUUUAGGUAAGCAUUACUGAUUCAGUGUGCAUACACGCAAUUUAGUUUUAACACAAAUCCUAGCCUGUUGUUGAAAACCUAAAAGAAAAACCAGUAUUAUGCUGCAUAUAUAUAAAAAAGGAAAAAAAAAAAACAGAAAAAGUUGUAAAUACAUUGAAUAGUCCCAUAGCUACAGUGUAGAGUUAACUGAUACAAUAUAGCUGUAUGGCAGUUAGCUUGGAAGAUUAGUUACGUUUAUGACCUUAACAGCUGUACACUGUACAUAAUAUAUUUUGCCUAAAAAUUUCCUACAAGUUUUAGUGUUUGGAUCUCCUUUGUUGUUGUUAUUGAAAGUGAGUCAGUAACAAAUCUGCCAGAUUUCUUGUUUCCUGGCACUGUCUUUUAACAAUUUAACCCAAGGUCAGCAUUUUAAUUGAAAUACAAGUUUUUCAUAAUAAAUUUUAACCACUGUUUGACACUACAGGUACAUGCUACAAUACAUGUGUAAUACACUGAAUAGCACACUCUCUUCCAAUAUUUUUUAUUGUUUGGACCAAACUGAAUGUGAAUCAGCAAGAAGCAACGAAUGGGGAGAACCCUGUGAAGUGUGAAGUAUAUGGAUACAUGGAACAUUCACUUGUAGAAAGCUUAUCAUUUAUUUUAUUUCAUUUUAUGUGUUAAAAUUAUUGUGUUGUAGCUGCAGGCUGCUUAGUAAGCCUUCAAUUAUAUAUUAGCUGCAAAAGGUUGCAUUUUAAAAUGCAGUGUAAAUUGAUAAUGACUUGAUCUAAUUCUUCAAUUGAGAAGUUGAUUUUUCCUUACUCCUGCACUGUUUUAGUUACAAUGUAGGUUGUACUUUGCUUUUUGUAUUCAACAUUUUUGUCUUCACGUGUGGCCAAACUACUUUAUUCUGCCAUAUCUUACAUUAGAGUUGGUGGAGAGGCGAACUUUUUUCACUGCAGUAGAUGUGACAUGUGCUUAGGAAUUCAGCUGAAAGACUCACACAAGGUAAGAAACAACACUCUCACUUAAGGUGUCUGCUGAAAUGGAUUUGUGCAGUUAAGUUCAGUUGGACACAAAUCACAUCAAGUCACAUUUAUUUAUCCUUGAGAACUCUGAUUUAUUUGAAAUAGUUCUCCAUCUCUGAGGAAUCAGUUUCAUUCUAAAACGAGUUCAUUAUUUUCAUCUCUAUACAUUUUUCUGUAUUUGUUUACAUGAUACCAAAACAAAAUUUCCUUCCUGUACAAGUCAUUAUAGAAUGAGUUAAUUCCUAUUUUCAAUCCCAAUGAAAUUCGUAUUCUUGUACAAAAUCAUGUAAACCAAAAACUUCCGGAUUGAAAACAUGGCAGUUGUGUAGUCCCCGGCCAGUGGUGUAUGCAUAUCUGAUAUGGCAUGGAAGCCACGCAAGCCAUGCCUUAGGCUGAGCCAGUCAAUUUUCCGAUGUAAAUGCGAUACAAACUUCACUCUGGAAGAAAAGUCAUUGUGGUAUCAUAUUGGCCAUUUCAGAGUUGCGUAGGGAACUGGGGCAAGUUUCAAAUUCAAACUAAUUGAUAAACUGACACCACCAUAUAACCAUAUUUAUAUGGUGGUGUCAGUUCAUCGAUUAGUUUAUGCACCUAUCAAUGUAAUGCCGGCAGGGGGGGAGGCAGGGCAUAGGGUGGGGAUUUGACUUUUUUCAAAAAUUUGCAAUCAAAUUCCCUGCCCACGGGCAAAUCAUUCCAGUCAAAUCCAACCAAAUUUCCCUGGCACCCCAGGCUGCACAUUGCUGUCAAUCCCAAGGCAGAACCUAAGAAAGGCUCAAUAAAAAUAUCUCCAAAUAAAACUCUGCAAUCUUUUAUAAAUGUUGCUGCAUCACCAAAGAUACAUGUUCCUGUUACAGCUGCAAUUUUACGUUUUAACCAUAAUCAGUGUUACACUGCAUAGAAUACAUAAACCUUUAGGAGAAAGUCCACAUUUUGUAAGUCUAAAUAUACCGUUCUUAGUAAAGGGUACAAAGAAAGUCAGUUUUAUAAGUUUACAGUGAUUGUAGCGAAUGAGCCAUGGAUACACUAAUCAAUUGUACUUGCAAAAAUCGACUUGGUUUCUCUUUACUUCCGUUUACUUUGAUACCACAGUAUAUUAAGAGGUUCAAUUGAUCAAAAACACGCUAAAACGAACGAAAUUUGAAGACAAAACAGUGAAAUCCACUCAGCCUUCGCUUGUUCUCAUUGGCCUCCAUGACUUCCUGAUCUUUUCAAACCGUAUGGCGCAUUUGUGAAGCGUGGAAGCGGGAAACAUAUGUUUGGUCUCAGUCUUUUUCGUCCGAGUCGGCAGUCAAAUAUCUCCACGUCGGGCGAAGAAAGAUUCAAAUAUCCCUUCCCCCGGGAGAACAAGAUCAGUCAAAUGCCCUACCCCAGGGACAACAAAGACAAUCAAAUCCCCACCCCAUGCCCUGCCUCCCCCCGCCGGCAAUAAAUUGAUAGGUGCAUUAAAUUUGAAACUCGCCCCAGCUCCCUACGCAACUCCGAAAUGGCUAAUAAUCACUUCAUAUCACCUACGCAAAUGCAACGAAAUAUAUGUAGAUGUAAUGAACUCAUUCCAGAAUCAAAGUCAUUUUGGUAUCAUGUAAAUAGCCCCUGAAUCCCCUGGCUAAUUUUUCAUGUACUGCCAUUGUUGCAAGUCACUCUUACAUCAGUUUUUGUAUGAUUUUAUUGCAAUAUCCAAUCACUGAUGUCAUGCAAGACACCAGCAUGGCAGUUUAGCUGUUUAAUAGGCAUGAGACGGCAUGUAGUACAGAAUUCAAGAAAAAUAGUGAAAUAGGUCACAGCUAUCUGACGAUGAAACGGCAGCAUUUUUAAACAUAAUUUCCCAAUAUUAUUUUUUCAUACCCUAUUUACAGUUGGUGUGAUAUCUUAACAAUUUUACCUACCCAAUAAUGUAAAUGUGAAUGUAAAAUGUAAAUAUUAGAAGGUCUGAACUGUGCAAAACAUUAUACAAUGAAAUAAUUUUUGUUAGAUCACCUGGAGAAAUGAAUUUUUGCCCAAUCUAAAGGCAACAUUUUAGAUUAGAAAUGACGUGGUUGUACUUAGCCAGUAAAAGACAAUGAUAUUGUAUAAAUGUACGCUGCCAUAGUACAGUACUUCAUGUAGGUACAUGUACUUAUGACAAACUAAGUUUUGAAAGUUCUCUUAGGAAUGCUAUAUCGUUUCCAUCAUGGUAACUGUUAUUACAUGUUUAUUUACAUCUUAAUAGGUUUUCUGCUAUGACUGGUGUAUAUUACAUGUAUGUAAUUAAAUUUGUCCCUAGUCACCUUAGAGACUCUAGUAGAACAGUAGUAGGACAUCUGAGAGAUCUAGAACUUGGAGAGGGUCAUGAGUUCAAAUCUCAUCUAGAGCUGGGAUUUUUCGGAGAUUUCUGAUGCUUUAUUUCUCCUUUCAUUCUUUCUUUCUUGCUUGCUUUCUUGUUUUCAGUGCGUUGAAAAGAGUUCACGCUCAGAUUGUCCAAUAUGCUAUGAGGUGAGAGCAACAUUAUUAUUUCUUGAUCAGAUAUUUUGUUUAGCACACACUACAGGGUUUAAGAAAGUAAUCAUCAUGGCAUCACCUGUAUUUAGCCCUUCCAAACAAAAGCGGCGGUUUCCUUGUGCCAUUAGUCUUAACUCUUUGUUUUUGUCACCUGUGUUUGCUGACUAGAAUUUCCCUUUUUCUCUCUUGCACCUUAUGCAGAACAGCUACAAAUAAUUAUUAUGUAAAAUGUCUAUUAUUUAGUACAGUUUUUUAAAAUCUGUUUUUCUUUUCCAUGUAAUGCUAGAUACCUAAUGAGAGGGGAACGUCCUAUAAACCAGCUGAUAAAUGUGAUUUUUAGGAUAAUUGUGAUUUAGUUUUUAUCAUUAUUGAACCCCAGAGUGUGACCUCAGCCACAUUAUUACAAGUUGUUUUUUCUUUUAAAAUGAAACUUUUUAUGUUCAUUAUUUUAUUUUACUGCACAACUAUGAGAAUUGAUUUCCAAUACAUGAUUAUAUUGAUUUGGCAAUCAAAUUAAAAUUCAAGUGGUUAUGUUUCCUUCACCUGUUACAUGUAUGCUAGAUUGUUUUUAUUUUAAUUUAUGUAUUCCUUGCAUUUGCCCAGCGUAUCUAAUCUGACAAAACCGAACAAAAUUGAUUUUGGCAAUCAGAUAAAAUUGAACAUGGAAUUGUUUGUGAGUUUGAUUAUCAAACAAAUCAAAUAUAAUCAACAAAGGGAACCAUUUGAUUUUGUUUUCCCACCAAACAAAUUGUUGACUGAACCCAAAUAAUAGCUUUGAUCUCGUCUAAGAAAGACUGAUAUGUGUGGUGAAUACAUAGCCAUUUUAGCAGAACGACAAAUUGCUCUUUUUGGUAACAAAUGAGUAUUAAACAACAACUGCAACCUUUCCAGCUGGUUUCAUGUUGAUAUCAUGUGUUACAUAAAACACACACAUGUAUUGAUUUUUCAGUGCAUUUCUAUUUCAUUUGCAAAUGAAAAAGUUGUACCUUACGAACAAGAAAGUAGUCAACUAAAUAAAAUUAUACCAUUUUACAUGCUAUGUAAUUUUCCUUGGUACUCCGCAAUGGUCCAGGAUUGCUAUAUACCAAUGUCUACAUGACUGUAGCUGCUAAUUUCUGAGUGGUGAUCAGUUCAAAGAAUCACAUAUGAUGAUAAUCAUGUAUAUUAAAGAGGAUUGAUAAUAAGUGAUGUCUCCAUUCUCCAUGCAAAACCAGUAACUGGUUUUGCAUGGAGACAUCGCUUGUUAAUAAUGAUAAUAACUGUUAUUAUCAACUGUCCAAAAACUGUCCAAUCAAAACUUUGGAAAUCAAAGGUUCCAUCUUUCAAUUGGCCAAAUUUUUUUGUGAGUGACAAAUGUUGUGUGAUCGUUUUUGGCCAUAAAACUUAAUCAUUUGAUUUUAAUCAAAUUAAAAUUUUGGUUGAUUUUGAUUACCGAAUGUUUGAUUAGAUACGUCGGGCAUUUGACAUUUGACAUGAAAAGAAACAAAUGAAAAAAAAAUAGAUAAAUGAAUAAGUAACCCUCUAUUCUGCUGCUAUGAUGUUUUAACUAGUCUAAAUUAUGUCACCACAGUUAUUCUUCCUAUUUUUCCUUUUAAAAUAGGAUAUUCAUACAUCUAGAAUACCAGCGCAUGUUCCUCCUUGUGGACAUCUAUUACAUAAGUAAGUAACUUACAAAAUGUACAUGAUCAGAUUAGUGUACCUAAUGCUUGGACAUACAGGAAGAAUUUUGAUGCUGACCAAUGUGGAUUUAGUCUGCUCUAUGGCCAUUCUCUGUGUCAUCACAUAUCACUCCUCCCCACAAAUAGCUGCAGAGAACUGAACCACAUUCCUUAAUUUUUCUCAUAUUUAGCCAAUCAGAGUCAGCUUCCAUUUUCUGCAAGGUAUUCGAGCCAUGUUUACAGUACAGUGACUCCUCCAAUCGCAGCUUUGCUUUUAUUUGUGCCCCACAUGUGAAUCACAAAACAAUAAAACUGUGGCGUGGCAUUAUAGCCUGAAUUUCAUCCGAUUGCUUCGAGUUGUUUUCUCCUCCAAUCAACGAGGUUACUGAGGGAGUAAUAAUGACUCAAAGUAAUCGGAUGAAAUUCAGGCUAGCGGCAUUAAAACAAUUGAUCAAUCUAGUGUUGUCUCUCUAGUCCUAUUCAAAAUAAAUUAUAAGAUUGUUAAGCAGCAGCAGCAAGCAAGUCGAACAAAUGUAGUGCACAACAAUGAUGUGUGAAGUUACCAGGUGCCAGUUUGGAAAUUGCUUAUCAAUAAUUUAUUAGAGUACUUUUGUUUGAACUAAUACGCAUGAGAGUUUAUAAGUACUUCAUGAACCAACACCAAGAGCACAUCCAGCACAGGAAACACAUCAAACAUGCACUGUAGAAGUAAAAGUCAUGCAGGCCCCUAUCAAACCCUUUUUUCUCUUUAGAAGCUUUGUUAACCUCUUUUAACAAACAUUUCUGCAAGUUAGCUUUUUUGCUGCUAUUGGACACAAAGCCCAUCGACAUUCAGGGACUAUUGAUUGAUUUGUUGAAAACUGAGAAGCACGUUCAUUUCCAAGCACAAACACAAAGAGAAAGGAUGUGGUUUUCUUCUCAGCAGCCAUUUGUGGGGAAGAGCAUUGCGUGAUGAUACAAUUUUUCUCAAACUUGUUUCUGAUGUAGAGUGCCAAUAUUUAACCAGUAGAUGUUUUGCUUACAAGUUGUUUUUUGCAGAAAUGCAUAAUUCCUAGUGCUGGGUAUGAUUUUUCUUUUAUAAAUGGACAUGUGUCUCUUCAAACGUCUAUUUUGAAAGGACAUAUUCAAAAAUUUGUUGGACAUUGAUUACAUUGUAGCAUACCCUAUUUACUUGAAUAAGCGCCACAGCACGAUAUGGCGUUUAUUUGAAAGUCGGACGUGACAAAGAAUUGUUUUAACUAUGGUAUUGUUUUUAACCCAUUCGCUCCUGGAGAUUUUGCCCAAAAACGCGUUUUGAGGCUAGUCGAGUGGUUUUCUGGUCACUGUCGUGCUAUAAAGAGCUAAAACUUACCACAAACCGGUUUACAGGUUGUACACUUGGCGGCCUUCUGAUCCAGAUGCAAAAUAUCAGCUUGCGAAGUUCGGGCAUGUGCAGAAAUAAAAUUUCAACAUAGUUUUUGGGUUUAAAAGUGACACAGCAGUCUUGACUUUUACUUUUCGCUUUCUCUCCUCCCUUCUUUUUUCGCUUUUCUUGCCUCAUUUUUUUUUUCUCUUGCUGGGCAUUUAGUAGGCUUCAUUUUGGUGGGAAGAGGUUUUAGGAAAGCUUUUAGGAUCUUAGGAUUAGGUGAAAGGAAAGGUAGGUGGGUAAUGGAACAAGAUUUUCAUGGAGAUUUUCAGGUCCUUGUCACGUGGUUUUUUGCUUCUUUCUCCGGUGUCCUUGACUGAAUUGUGCUCAUUCUGGUAUGGUUUGAAAGAUCUCUUCACUCUGCACAAGUUAGCGAAGAAAGUUGUCCUUGACCGUUAAAACUGAUGACGUCACAAAGCGUAGAAAGGACCUGGAUCCGCACGGGCGGUUACGGGCGGUUCAGGGGCGAAUGGGUUAAACAGAAUUAAUUUCUUUUGAUUUUCAUUAUAAUGGGGCUGUGACGCCAAGAGCCAUGGCUCUUGGUUGUGCUUAUUCAAAGGUGCUAAUUUGAGUAAAUAUGGUCAUGCUUUCAACCCAGUUUGCCUCUGUUUGCCUUGAUAGUGCAUGACAAGAAAACCCAAGCAGUGAUUCUGGGUAACCCCUUUCAAGAACGUGUUCUUCACAUUGGCGAUUGUUAUUUUUUAAAAGAAAUAAUCUUUCCUUCGAAAUCUUCAUGAUUCUAGACACAAUUUGCAAAAAUCUCAAGCUUUGAAAAAGAAACAAAAUAGUCUAAAUAAACCAGUAGAACUCGAAUGACCGCUUCCCACCAUUUGGCAAGUGUAUUAAAUUUUGUUUGAAUGUGAUUGGAAGCUGGCGUAAUUCUGGGAAAUGAAAUACUGGUUUAUCUUGUACCAAAUUUUAAAGUUUAUAAUUAUUGUACAGUUGUCUUGCAAUCUAGUCUUGAAAUUCUUAUGGAUUUUUAUAUAUUCUUAAAAUUUCUUUAUUUACAGUACCUGUUUUUCAAAGUUACUGGAGUCAGGGUAUGUCAGUACUAGCCAGUUUAUUUAUAUAAAAUGGCCUUAUUUAAACUGUUUGUCAUGAGAUGUUAUUAUCCAUAAUCUGAGUUCUUAUUUAUUAUUGGGCUGCACCUGAGUAAAGAGCAAUGCCCAAUUAAGUUUUGAGCAGCAUGUUCAUCGAAAAAAGACAAACUAAACUUUAUGGUCUUUCGUAUUCGGCAUAACCUUGAUGUAAAUUCAGUGCCCACAAAAGAAAUAAAAUAAAUAAAUUUGACUAUAAAUACAAACUUAAGGUUCAUCUUAUGGACCUUAGCAGAUAAAGAGAAACAAUUAGAGGGCAAGCCGGUGAUUUGGUAGAUUUUUAUCUCUUGCCAUGCUCAGUAAAAACGUGUGUUAACUGGGCACAUUUAAUGGGGCAUUCAUCUACUUGGUAGUCCACCACUUGUAUAGUUAAUAUUAUUUUUUGUGUCACUGAAGUCACUAUGUCAGAAGCCAAAGCAAUGGGAGGUGCAUACAUUGUAGCUUUUAUAAAUAGUAAUUGUUUUAAUUGUUUUGCUUCAUGUUUUGUAAAGCCAAUUUUUUUCCCCUCUUGACCUUGUCAGCCAUUUCUUUGUUUUAGGGGGUAUGCUUGUCCAAUAUGUAACAGAUCUAUGGUUGAUAUGAGUCGUGCAUGGCGGAUGUUGGAUAAUGAGAUAGCACGUACACCAAUGCCCGCAGAAUAUAAUAAUUUCAAUGUAAUGGUAAGUCAAUGAUUUUCUGUUGUAAACCUGUUGUUUCCUUGAGCUGUUUGUAAUGGUGUCCAACUUUUUGUGGGAAUUUCCUCCGUAUUGUGAGGAGUUGUUAGAAUUCUUAGCAUUGCAAAUUGCUGACCCAUUCAGCCCUAAAGGUGGCGAUAGAAAAAAAGGACGGACAAAUUUUUUAUAUUCUUUCAUUUUGUAAAAUCUUAGCAAAUAAAUGGUGUGUUGCAGGCGUUCAGAUAAUAGAGUGUAGCUUGAACUCUGAAAGCAGGGGAAUAAAAGGAAAAGGGGGAGAGGGGAGUGAUCCCCACCCCCUCCCCUCACUGCUAUUCCUGCUCACCUCUUUUUGUGCUAUCCUCACAAUCUGAGCACCAGGAACAGGCUAGCAGAUAAAGAGUGUUGUGGUUAAGUACGACCAAAGAUGAUUUUUACUUGAAUGGAUUUUGUCUUUAAAUUUACAAGUUAGUGGCAAAUCAUUUCGCCAUAACUUAAUCUAGGAGUGUAAGGAAAAAGUAAGGGAAAUUUUGCUCAGUCAACAAUGGUAUGAACAUUAUUGUUUUCAUUGCAGAUUCUCUGUCGUGAUUGUCACAAGGUAGGCUGUACUGAUGUAAUUUCUUAAAGUUUUUAAAUUCUCUAAGAGGACACAAUGUUAUUUUGUCCAAUAAGCCCCCAAGCUGUGGUAAUCACCGACCUCUUUGGCCAAACUAGUAAAUAUAAGCUUUCCUGGUGAUCAGAACCCCUUCCAGGCCUUCUCUGGCUUUUUUUUGUGUAGGGAAAUACAGGAAAUACCUGCAUUAAGAACAUUACGCUGAAAGUUGGCUAAUAAAACACCAUAAAUGUAUAUAUAACAACCAAUUCUGUCUGAUAAAUAGAACAUAUUCUUAUAUAAAAAGGAAGAGGGUGAAAGUAUAAGAAACCAUCACAGUAACUCGUAUCAUUAAAGUACAAAGGCGCGCUGGGCCAUUCAAACUCUAAGAGCCAUAUAGUACGUAACAGUACGUAAUAGUAAGUACUCGUAAGUAAUUAAACAUUGGAUGUUUUUUAACAUCCUCGUUGAUCUGCAUAAUUCUUCACAUCCCACUCAGUCUCAUUCAAUAAUUGCUAAGUAUGCUGAUACGAAUUUUAUUAACGUUUUAAGAAUAUUCUUAAGCUAAUUUUUCUCUAGGCACCCCGUAAAAUAAGAACUUGAUCAGCCUGAACCCCGAAAUCAUAGUUUCUUAUAUGCGGGUGUUUACUGUAUAUCACAAAGAAAGCCUUUUUUCUCAAAUUUUAUUCUUGAACUUCUUUAGCACCAUUACAGGAGAACUGUUACUUCUCCAUUAUUAAAGUACAGAUUUUUUUCAUAUCAAGAUUAUUUUAAUCAAAAUAAAGUUUCAGUUUGAUGGGAGAAGAACUUAAUAAAUUAACCACCCUCCUUCGAGUAGGCUUUCCUUUUUUGGUGCAACUAGUUUAGGAAAAACAGUUAUAACUUAAGUAUUGUGUUUUAUAUCAACCUUCUAACAAAUACGCUUUCUUAGAGAAGUGAGAAAAAACGUAUCGAAUCUGCAUAAUAAGUUGAUUUAGCUAUGAAAAAUUGUCUUUUGUCUAUCUAAUUGUCUAUUUUUGUUAUAUUGUGCUGAAACGAGGACCCAUUUCUCGGAAAACCAACUUAUUUUUUUCUGCAUACUUGUCUUUCGUGUCAGAGUACAGCGAUUUUCUUUUUCAGGAAAGCAAGGUCAAAUUUCAUGUCGUUGGUCUAAAAUGCGCAGAGUGUGGUUCAUAUAACACCAGUAGAGAAGGAGAGGAGGGUGUUCCUGUAAUGCCACCACCGAUACCAGUAGCUGCUGUCGCAACAGAAGCUGCAGAGGGCGAGGAUGAAUGGGAAACAGAGGAAGAGGAAGAAAUAGUGGGUGGAGAGGUAGAGCAAGAAAAUGAGGAACAAGGACAAGAUGAUGGAGUAAACUUAGCUGAAGUACAGUUAGACAUGGAUGGAGACAGUAAUAAUGUUCUUCCUUUGGACUAAGGUCUGCAGCUUAAAAUAUUUCAAACUGGUCUUUUGCAGUGCAGCUGUGAUAUAGCGCUUUGUCAUAUGAGCGUUCUACUCCAGAACUAAGAUACUGGAACUACUGUUUUGCAAAGCUGGUCUUUUACUGUGCAAUUGUGAUAUGGUCUUAUUGAAACUAUACCUGUUGAAAGACUGGUCUCAUCAGUGGCAUUAUGGUAUUGAAACUGUCGUAUGUGAGGCUGGUCUUAACUAUGCGAUUAUGAUUAUGUCAGUCGUGAGACAAGUUUUAACAGUGGAAGGUCUGUGUUAUUUGCUCUACAUGAUAGAUAAUGUGUACUUGUCUUUUACGGCAACUAUAUAAGGGCCUAUCUGCAGUAGCAGACUAAUUUGGAGUUAUCUUUGAAUCAUUGAAACCAAAAGUUUUAUGGUGACACCGUUACAUCUGACAACACGUGCAUUAAUAAUCGCUAAUCAAUAAUCGCUUUACAACAACGAUUUUGUUUAUUUAGUCUAUUUUGUCCAGUUUUUACCCGUGGCAAAUUUUGUCUGCGGCGUCUUUGAAGAUUGUUGUGAGACUGCUCUACUUUGGAACUAUGAUUAUUGCAAGUUACAUCUGUCGCAAGAUUGGUCUGGUACCGAGAAACUGUCGUACGUGUAUAUAUCAGUUACAAAACUGGUCUUCUGCGGUAAGGCUAUGAUUUGUCCUUGUCGUUGCUAUAUUUUUAGAAAAUUGUUAUUAUACCAUCUCAUGUGAAUCGUUUGUCUUAAUUUGAAGGUUUUACACACUCGUUGCAACUAUGCUGUCCUCAUAUACGAUAAUAAACACAAUUACAAU
Messenger RNA from Porites lobata, 14030 nucleotides. NCBI's taxonomy places the organism in Eukaryota, Metazoa, Cnidaria, Anthozoa, Scleractinia, Poritidae. The record is from the annotation of a GenBank genome assembly.